CAAAGUUUGGGUGGUUGGUAGUACUUUUUAGGAAUUCAAGGGUGGUAAAUGAAAAUAUAAAGUUGAUUUUUGUGUUUCUCAUGAGAAGUUGAGAACACUCUAGACCCGAAGCUGGCGACAAGAGGAAUUCAAACUACUGAAUUGCAUUUAAACCCUUCGUUUGUUCGUUUCGUAAAUCGAUUCUCCCUCAUCACAUUUUAAAUUGUUUCAGAUCUAUCUUGAACUGAAAUAAGGAUCUGUUGUAAGGGAAUGCAGAGGGAAAGACAAACUAGAGAUGAAUCAAUGAAUUCAUCUAAUAGAAGCAUGAUGUCUAGCAUUUUUGGAGGAAGGGAUCCAUUUGAUGACCCAUUUUUCACUCGACCAUUUGGGAGUAUAUUUGAGCACAAUAACAUCUUUGAUACACAUGGUUCAUCUGAGGAUUUGCUACAUUUAAAUGCAAACAGUUCCAAGGGGCUAGUUAUUGAAGAGAUAGAUUCUGAUGAUGAAAGAGAAGGAGAAGAAGGGCAAAACGGUAAUUCUGGGGUUGUUACGGAUGACAAACCCCACAGAGUUGCCACAUCUAGCAAAGAUCCCCUUAUAGAACAUCCUGAUGAUGAAGAGGAAGUGAAGAAGGAGACACGCUUCAACAAGAAUCAUAACAGGACCAAGACCCAAAGCAUUAGUUUUAAAAAAGUUACAUAUGGUGGUAUAAAUGGAGCAUACUACACUGCAACAACAACCAGAAAAUCAAACAAUGAUGGAGUGGUACUUGAAGACACCAAAGAAGCUGAUAAAACAACAGGUCAAGCAACACAUAGAAUUUCUAAAGGAAUACAUGACAAGGGUCACUCUGUCACUAGGAAACUUGGUACAGAUGGGGAAGUGGACACAGUGCAGACCUUACAUAACCUUAACCAAGAUGAGUUGGCUAGUUUUGAAGAAGAAUGGGAGGGUAAUGCUGACAUGCACAUCCCUCCUUGGAACCAAGAAUUCAACUCGUUUGGGAAGCCAAGGUUUGGUAGCAUGGGACCAUUUGGGUUGGCGCUUGAGGCAGCGGGUGGCUCCCAGAGAAGUGGGAGGUUGAGGAGUGAAAAUCAAGAGCAGACAAGUUCUUCUAGAAGCCAACCUAAAAAGAAAGAAACUAGGGGUGUUAUCUAUGCUGGAAGGAGAGCAAACAGUGGAAGAAAAAGCAAGGAACUCUAUACUCUGUGUAUUAUUGAAUUGGUAAUCGAAGAUUUGUUAGGGAAAGAGAAACAUUGUAGUUAUGUGACUCAUACAUAUCCCAAGCCUAACCUUUCCUAUCUUUUUUCCUUUCUGGAAGUUUCAAUCACCCUCUUAUUAUUCUCCUAUUCUCUCUUUCUCUCUUUGAUUUCGAGCUUUAAAGUUUCUCAGAGUAAAAUGUCAAAACUAUUUCGGGGCAAAGAUCCAUUUGAUGAUCCGUUCUUCACUGGUCAUUUCCAUGACCAUGGUGGAUCUAGAAAGGAGAUAACAAUCGAGGAAUUGGACACCGAUGGCGGAAAUUCAGCUCCUAACACACAAGUAUCAGUCACCAAAACCCCAACACGCAAAUCUCAAGAAUCUGAUAGCUUCAGCUUCCGAAGAGUUGCAUAUGGUGGUGUCAAUGGAGUGUACUACAGUUCUUCUAUAGGCCAAAGGACUGGUAGUGAUGGGGUGGUUUUUCUAGAAAUCAAAGAAGAAGAUAAGACUGUGGGUCAAGCAUUGCAUUCAAUUUCCAGAGGAAUACAUGAGAAGGGUCAUACACUGACAAAAAAACGCGACCCAUUUGGCAAAGAGGAUUCAUUGCAAAUUCUACAUAAUCUAAAUGAGGAUGAACUAAAUGCGUUUGAAGAAAAUUGGAAAGUCAAAGCAGACAAGCAUAUACCUGGUUGGAAUGACGGAUUCAAUUUGCUUGAGAAUGCAGGGAUGGAGGGUUAUGGUGAGUUAGGUUGGAAAGAUGAGGGGGGUUGGGGCAUGUGGACACUGCCAUGGAGAGAUGAGUGGGGAACGGAUGGUGGUCAACCCUCUUAUGGAAGGGUCAAAAAGGUUACCCCAGUUGAUAUCAUGUAAUCAACUCUAAGGGCGAGUUCACUUAUGACUCGGAUGAGUUUAAAAACUAUGGAGUUAUACUAGAUGCGCAAGUAGUUUGGUAGUGUGUUUUUAAUGUUAUGUGGUUAUAUAAACUUUGACAUAAGUUUAUCCUUGUUUUAUUAUCGUGUGUUUGUUUUCUUGUUCUCUAAAUUUCAUGUAUGUUUAAGUCUCAAAAUCUAUAGACUAUAAUUAUUAGUGAUUUGGUGUGAUUAGAUCAACAACAAAGGC
Molecule: messenger RNA, 2295 nt
Organism: Lactuca saligna
Lineage: Eukaryota; Viridiplantae; Streptophyta; Magnoliopsida; Asterales; Asteraceae
Source: the annotation of a GenBank genome assembly